UAGAUUUAAUACAACAUCAUUUUUGACAAUAAUAAUUGAAUACUGAAUAAUAGUGACUGAAAACUGAAAACCUGAAAUUUACAGUAAACUUCCCUUGAAGAAUUUCAGGAUGCUGAUUUUGAAAUAAUAAUCGUUGUUUACGUCGUUAAUUUAACACGGUUUUAACCUUGUUCUGACACAGUUAUACAAAUAUACUUUAAGUUCGUUUAAUUAUAACCCAAAGAAAACUUCCCUCGUUAAAGUUAGAUAAUUUUCCCAGCUUUUCACAGCUGGGUUAAAAAUAAGUUGACAGAUGACAGAGUUUUCCCGUAUAAUCAAUAUUUUAGUCAUAUAGUCCUUUAUUUAGUUAAUACAAAUCAAAUAUAUGAGUGUGGUGUGUAGUUAAGAUGAGAUGGCUUUCACAACUGUGCUUGGUCCAAUGUUAUAUACUAGGAGUGUUGCUAUGGGGUGUUUCAGGCGAAUUAGGUAACCCCUACCAAAUUCUGGGGCUCAGCAGAAGGGCCACACAACAGGAAAUACGCAAAGCUUAUCUGCAACUUGCUAAAGAAUGGCAUCCAGAUAAAAACAAUGAUCCCGGUGCUGAGGACAGGUUUGUCAACAUUAAACAGGCGUAUGAGUUACUGUCAGAUCCUGAACGAAGGAGGAAAUUUGAUAACAAAGGAAUAACAGAAGAUGACUUCUAUAAUAAGCCAGAUUAUCCAUCAUUUCACACCACAACUCCACUUGAAGAGUUCUUCACCCAACACCACUUCAAUUUCCAGGACAAUGAUAUUACUUUCUUUCACAAACUGUCCAUCACCACGAGGCAAUAUGAUAAGUUGAUAGUACCCAAAAGUGAAAAGGUACCCCACCUGCUCUUCUUUUACGCAGACUGGUGCUUUCAAUGCCUGCAAACUGCCCCCUACUGCCGUAAACUCGUGGACAAACUCGAGCCCCUCGGCAUUAAUUUCGUUACGGUCCACGCGGGGCGCGAACAGAACUUAGGACGGCGUCUCAGCAUCCACACAUUGCCUUGCCUUGUGCUGUUACUCGAUGGUAACAUCUACGUUUACAAGGAAACCAUCACGAGUGUACAGAAAAUUAUAGAGUUUAUUCGCAAUCACAUGCCGUACAAGCUCGUGCCCAAAAUCACCGAGGGCAACGUCGACGACUUCUUGAACGGCUGGAGCGACAACAGGGUCCGGGGUUUGAUAUUCGAGCCGAAAAGGACCAUGAGAUUGAGAUACUUAGUCACUGCCUACCAUUUUAGACAUAGGGUCGCCUUCGGAUUUGUGGACUCAGAAGAGGUCAGAUCCAGGUACCAGGUGCAAGCAGAGAAGGAGACGGUGCUGUUGUUCAACGAGAACGUCUCCCAACCGAUGGCCAGCAUCUCCAUGAACGAUAUUCCGACCUCCACUUUGCACACCAUAAUCAGUUCCAAUCAGUUCCUGGCCUUGCCCCGUUUGUCUUCGCAGGUCGUUUUAGAAGACUUGUGUCCCUGCGAGUGGCACAAGCCCAAGAAGAAGCUGUGCGUCAUCCUGGUAACUGAGGACAGCACCAGUCACGACCAACAUAGAAAGUCCUUCAGGAUUUACGCCCAGAACUCGCAGUUCAAAGUAGAAACUGUCCGUUUCGCCUACAUUUACCACGACAAACAGGCUGAGUUCGUAAACUCCUUAAUCCCCGACGGGCAAUCGGUGGAGCCCCUUUUGAGCAUAGUAAUCCUGUGGAGGAAGGACACGUCCCACGUGAAAUACGAAUGGAUCACCGACAAGUGGGAGGUGGAGAACGACCUGAACUACACGACGCAGAAGCUGGAGAACACGAUCAGCCGUCUGCUGAAGUCGUCCGAGGCCUUGACUUACGAGGCUUUCGUCAAGGAUCUGUUCGACGAACAUUCCAAGGGGAUAUUUUCGAGGAUCUUCACCAAAAUCGUUUAUUUUAUCGAGUCCACGUAUGAGGAGGUGGGUAAGAAGGAGCUGCUGGCUGUGGCCUCGAUUUUGGGGACGAUUCUCUUCAUCGUGGUCGUUGGCUACAUCAUGAUGUUUUUGGUUAAAUUAGAAGAGGAAAACAUCAAGAAGCAACAAUCACAUUCGAAGUCGGGCAACAACAACAACAACACCUCCAAAAGCUACACCCCCGAGCUGAAAAUCCACGACCUGCGUCCUGAAACCUACAACGGCUUGGUGCGGAUGCUGAAACCGGGCUGCAGGACCAUUGUCCUGCUUCUGGACACCCAAUCGAGGGCCCAGCUCAUACCGCCUUUCCAUAAAGCAGUUUGGCCGUACAGAAAAAAUAAGACGUUGAUGUUCGCGUACUUGAACAUAGAACGGGGCCUUAGCUGGUACAAGGAGCUGCUCCAGUUGUCCCUCUCCGACGAGAUCGACCUGAACAUAAACCCCCGCAACUGCGUCGGGACUGUUCUAUCCUUGACGGGGCACAGGAAGUACUUCUGCAUGUUCCACGAGAAGCACACCGACUCUAAAAGAACCAGAAAGCCGGGGGUGAGCCACAAAAGGACGGUGACGGACAGGGAUUGCGAGAGUGGCGCGUUCAUCGGCUUCGAUUCGGACAGCUCGGACGACGACGACGACGAGGUGCUGCUGCAGGGCAACCUCCUGGACGGUUUACCCAACUGGCUGGACCGACUGUUCGAGGGGUCCACCCAGCGUUACCACAUAAACUACUGGCCGGAUUUUCCCAUCAAAUAAACACCGGUUUGGGUUGGUUAAUUUACGAUUUUGUUCGUUGCGCCGUUUUUCAGUUACAAUCAGCAAACUUGUUUGUGGAUAUACAAUUACACGGGACGUGUGGUUGUAUGAAACAUAUCCUGUCAUUUGUAAAUUCCAUGUAUGUUAUUUUUUCAAGGCAUUUCGUUAGGUAACUUAAUAUGAGUAGGUUUAAUAUAAUCAAACGUUUUAUAAUCGAUUGUUAACGUCACCAUUUGAACAAAUGAAGUGAUUCUAAAAUAUUUGCUAUUAUGGUAAUAAUAGGUCGUAGUUUUAUUCAAUCUAAUUGAACUUUCUCUCUCUCUCUACCCGAUUUGUUUUUUGAACGAGAAUGGAUUGUUAGUAUUUCCAGGAUAAAUAUUCACCUCCUAUUAUCAAUCGUACAUUCCUCGGGGAACAUCUAGUCAAUCCCCACGCCCCAAAAUAAAGCGUCAGGAUUGACCGAUAGAUGGUGAAUAUUUUUCGUGGCCCUUUUUGAAGUUUUUCAGCUUAUUUUUUAUCUUAUAAAAAUUGCACUGCACAAGAAAUAAUAAAAAAAUUGUUCACAUGCGCCUUAGGCACCGCAGUUAUGCGAUAGUGCUACUUAAAAUUUUGGAACUUAGACGGUUUUUCUCUCGCCCCGGGGCAAUAACUUUUAUAAACGUAGCUAAUU
Molecule: messenger RNA, 3360 nt
Organism: Aethina tumida (small hive beetle)
Lineage: Eukaryota; Metazoa; Arthropoda; Insecta; Coleoptera; Nitidulidae
Gene: l(3)80Fg
Product: dnaJ homolog subfamily C member 16
Exons: 10
Coding region: 387-2690 (767 amino acids)
Source: RefSeq, a predicted model, not a curated record